Messenger RNA from Mucor mucedo, 1673 nucleotides. Its product is annotated as actin-like protein ARP6. Gene Ontology annotation, molecular function: nucleosome binding. Gene Ontology annotation, cellular component: Swr1 complex. The record is from RefSeq and is a predicted model, not a curated record. The transcript is spliced from 7 exons. Lineage: Eukaryota; Fungi; Mucoromycota; Mucoromycetes; Mucorales; Mucoraceae. The coding region runs from base 380 to 1588 and encodes 402 amino acids.
AGCGCAUACCUAGUACAUACUACAUGUUCCAAGUUGACAAAACUGCAUCUUUAUUAAAAUCAUUCCCAUAAUUUUAGCACUAUGUACUCCUGAUAUAAUUGAUUGUAUUAAAAUUAGUCUAUCAACACAACAACUCCUUGAACAAUAAAGGUUUUCAGUAAUUACUGAUCUAAUUCAUUAUUAAAAAAAAAGAAAAGAAAGGAUAUGUAUCAUUCUAUGCUGUCUCCAAAACGACAAAAAAAAAAAGACUAAGUAUACGAUAGGGAGUGACUCUAAAUCAGUUUUGUCACUGCUGUCAUAAACACGUUUCGUGUCAACCAAGAACAAUUGUAAAAUAAAAUCUUUUUUUUUUUCUCUUUUUUUCCUUUCCCUAUAAAAAAUGGCACCAGCUACCGUAAUUUUGGACAAUGGUGCUUACAACAUGAAGGUGGGAGUUGCAUCCUACGAUACAGCACCGAGACUGGUACCUAAUGCCAUUGUACGCGGUAAAACCGACAAACGCAAUUACGUUGGUGAUGAGCUGGAUCAAUGCACCGAUUUCUCUUCUUUAUAUUAUCGAUUACCGUUCGAAAAAGGACUUUUGGUGAAUUGGGGCAUUGAACGUACGAUUUGGGACCGGGUGUAUAAGAAUGUAGCGCAAAUUGAGCCCAAAGAAAGUCAGUUGAUAGUGACCGAACCUUGUUUUAACUUGGGGGCGAUCCAAGACAGUUACGAUCAAGUGAUAUUUGAGGAGUAUGAGUUUGGAGCGUGUUAUAGGACGAUUACAGCCGAGCUGUGCUUGUUUAAUGAAGUGGGGGGAUUAUUUGGAGAUAAAAUAGGGUCGAUUCCGGAUUGCACACUUGUGGUGGACUCGGGAUACUCUUUUACACACAUUAUUCCGUUCUUGAAGGGAAAAGCGGUGUCAAAGGGAAUCAGGCGAUUAAAUGUGGGUGGAAAGUUACUGACGAACCAGCUGAAAGAGGUGGUAUCGUUCAGAUCGUACGAUAUGAUGGAAGAGACCUAUAUUAUCAAUGAUGUGAAAGAAAAAUGCUGCUUCGUAUCACAAAAUGUGUAUAAGGAUUUGGAUAUUUGCAAAAAACAACAAAAUUCGAUUGUCCAAGAAUACGUGUUACCUGAUUUCACUAAUAAUACGACAGGACAUAUUCGGCCCGCUGGAACAAAAGAUGUUGGUUGUUCAGAGCAGAUUUUGAUGAUGAACAAUGAAAGAUUCAUGAUACCUGAAGUGCUUAUGCAUCCGUCUGAUAUCGGUUUGGAUCAAGCGGGUAUUCCAGAAGCCAUCACCCAGAGUGUAUUGGCAUGUGAUCCUUUGAUACAUGGUUUAUUGUAUGCAAAUAUUAUGCUUGUGGGCGGUAACGCUAAUAUACCUGGAUAUCAGGAACGCAUUGAGCAUGAAUUACGAAAAUUUGUUCCAAGUGAAUUCGAUAUCCGUGUGGUUACACCACAAGAUCCUGUGACAUUUGCAUGGGAAGGGGGAAAUAGAUUUGUUUCUCUAAGUUCUAAAAGUGAGCUCCAGAAAACGUUUGUACAGCGAAAAGAAUAUCUGGAAUACGGCAGUGAUAUUUGCAGGCGGAAGUUCGGUACUUUGUAAUUCACUAUUACAAAUUUUUCUUUUUUUUUUUUUUUUUUUUUAUCUGAUAAAAUUAUGCAAGCAUUAAUCAUCUCACAUAUUACUU